Molecule: messenger RNA, 2768 nt
Organism: Scylla paramamosain (green mud crab)
Lineage: Eukaryota; Metazoa; Arthropoda; Malacostraca; Decapoda; Portunidae
Product: sentrin-specific protease 1-like
Biological process (GO): proteolysis; protein desumoylation
Cellular component (GO): nucleus
Molecular function (GO): deSUMOylase activity
Source: RefSeq, a predicted model, not a curated record
AUGUUGGCAGAGACACAGAGACUUCUGGAAGAGAAAAGGAAGAAGUCACAAGCUUCUCUUGAUAAUUGUGUUGCAUUGAGGAUGAAACACCUUGAUCUAACUUAUCCAGGAGAAACAGCAGACGAGGAUGAACAGGAAGAGGAGUUUGUACCAUUGACACCAGAAAUGGAGGAAGUAAUUGAUAAUGCUCUGAUGAAAGGCCCACCAAAUCAAGUUCUGAUUGAGAAAUUCAAUACACAGAUCACCAGGCAUGAUAUAUCCACAUUAGCUGGCCUGAAUUGGCUUAAUGAUGAAAUUAUUAAUUUUUACAUGAACUUGUUGAUUGAAAGAGGUAAACUGAUAAUUAUCCAAAAGGUAUAUGCUUUUAACACAUUUUUCUAUCCAAAAUUGAUGAAGACAGGGUUUGCAUCAGUAAAAAGAUGGACUAAGAAAGUGGAUCUUUUCAGUCAUGACUUGCUCCUCAUACCAGUUCACUUAGGAAUGCACUGGUGCCUGGCUACUAUUGAUCUUCGUACAAAAUGUGUCAGAUAUUUUGACUCUAUGCUAGGUGAUAAUGAUAAGUGUUUAGAAGCACUACUAAAGUAUCUGGAAGAUGAACAUCAAGACAAAAAGUCAUCACCUUUUGAAAAGACUGGUUGGAUGGCUGAGAAUGUGAAGGAUAUACCUCAGCAAAUGAAUGGAUCAGAUUGUGGGAUGUUUGCUUGUAUGUUUGCUGAGUAUUUGUCUCGUGAUGCUGAUAUCACCUUUGACCAGCAGCACAUGCCGUACUUCCGAAGAAAAAUGGUGUAUGAAAUUGUCACAGCCAAUCUUCUUUAAUGAGAUGCAUGAAACUUGUAGUUUUAGAUGGGUGAUAAAUCUUACAGGAUUUCAAGUAGAUGCAGAACUAAUAAGUUUUUGUUACGUGAUUGCAUGAUUUGUCAAUACUCACAGGAGUGGUGUUAAGUAAAUAGUAAUGGUAUUCCACAGUAGUUGAAGUAGUUGGUUAUGAAUAAUAUUACAAUGAAUGGAUUCUUCUGUAAGGGAAUUUUCUAUCGUGUUAUUGGAAGAAAUUCCACCAGUGAACAGUGCGAUAUUUGUAACGUCCUACAAUGAUUUUGAUUAAUAAUGAUUGUUGUUGCUAUUGGAUUCAUCAUAGAGGAUGGCAGUGUCUGGAGCAUUAUUCAUUAAAACAAAAGAAGCAGUCAAAGGAUCAUCAUAUUACUGUUUGCUGCAGAAGGGUGGAACUCUACUUAUGGAUUAUAAGAAGGCCCACUGGUACCUAUAGUAGAUAGAAUGUAGUGCUGCAGCAUCCACACCUGGCUCAAGUUGGCAUGGUUGAUGCAGUGUUCACCUCUUCUGGAAGUACUUAUUGAUGUUUUGAGUGACUGCUUUACUGAUGCUUAUGAAUGCUCAUUUGUAAGUAAAAACUUUGAAAAAACAGGAUGUCCUCACAGGGCCUAAAUGAAGUUGAGAGGUUAGUUAAACCAAGAAAACUUGUAUCUCCAUCCAACAGUUAUAGUAAUACAUGGCCUUGUCAGCAGAGGGGUGUGGGCGAUGGUUUGUGAUUCCAGUUAUUCAGUAGAUCAGUUUAAGGUAUAAAUACAAAAUAAGGAAAUGAAAACUGGUGAUGGCUGUGUAUUUUGGUUGAUAGUAACUAAUAUAUGUAUCUCUGUCUGCAGUUUGGUUUUGUAAAACUUUUGUAUAUUGUAUUGCUGAUUAGGAGUCUCAUUGUUGUAUUUAAAAUAUUUCAUUUAAUAACUUGAGCAUUGAUAUAUCAGCAAUAGUGACUAGAGGAAACAUAUACAUGACAUAAAUAAUGAGCUGGAGUAUGAGACUUACUAGAAAAUUUCUCCACUUUCAUUCCAUUUUCACUUAAAAGACUGUCUCAUUAAAAGAAUCCUUUGAAGUUUUACUGAAGAUGCAUGAUUCUCUCUCUCUCUCUCUCUCUCUCCUCUCUCUCUCUCUCUCUCUCUCUCUCUCUCUCUCUCUCUCUCUCUCUCUCUCUCUCCUCUCCUCUCUCUCUCUCUCUCUCUCUCUCUCUCUCUCUCUCUCUCUCUCUCUCCUCUCUCUCUCAUGCACAUUUAACAUUCACACUUACAUGUCAUUCCAAAGUUGUUAAGCAUUAGAUAAAAUCCUUAGUUGUGAAGGAGUAAUAAAGCACCUCACUAGUGUUAAUUUUUUUUGCUACAUUGUAAAUCAAUUGCUUUUUUACUGGUUGUGUAGUUUAUUUAUUUAUAGGUGGACUUUAUUUAUUUUAGUAUCAGCACCUAUGCUUGGAUGUUUGGAGUAUCUUCAAUGUUUUAUAUCAAUAUCUUAGGAUAGUUAUUAACAUUUCUAGUUAUUAGAUUUAGUAUUUUUAGUUUAAUAGGCUUCACUUCAGAUGAGCAUAAAAUGGAACAAGUUGACAGUUAAAGUGUAUGUGGUUGUAUUAAUAUGGAGUUCCUAAAGAUAAGCUUUUCUAGUAAUGUGCUGCAACACUGAUAUGUAAACUUUAUGAGGACUUAAAUUUUGUAUAAAUGACUAAUUUGUUUUGAGAUCUAUAUUUGAGAGUGGAGUCUAAUGUGGAUUAAGUUCUAGAAUGCAGUGGCUUGUACUGGCCUGAAUAUACUGACGGGUAGGUGGCUGCUAUUGGCUGGCUGUGAUGUUAUGAACCACGUGAGUGUGAUCAGGUCAAGUCCGGGCACAGUUUUGUAAUGUGGGGAAGAAUUAACUAUUUUUAUUUCAGUGUUAAUGCAUUCUUACUUUUCCGUGGCCAAGAAAGUUUGAGUUAUUAAAAUGCUGCAGAAAUC